AAGUGAUAUCUCAUUGUGGUUUUGAUUUGCGAAAUUGAUUAUUAUUAAUGUGUGCAUGGACUUUGGAGUCAUUUACUUGAUACCAAUAAAGGCGUUAGCAUUUUUUGGGUGACAGACCUUGGUUGAUUUAUGUAAUGCUCUAAAGCUCAGUUUUCUCAUCUCUUCAGUAGAUUAUCACUACCUAUCUGUAUGGCUGGCAUAAAGAUGGAAUCAAUUAUUAAGUACUCUAUACAUAGGCAGUCUGAAAACUUUGAUAUUAUUACUGUUUAUAAGAAAUAUUAGUAGAGAACAGCAUUAGCUGAUGCCAGAUGAGGAUGACAGUCCAUAAAAUGUGUCAUAGAAGAAGUUUUUCAUUAGCCACCCCACCUUCAGGAGAAGCAGCUGGGCUGGGAGCAUGGGUAUGGGGUGAUGGAGAAAUCUAUAGUAGAAGCAAAAUUUUGGUCACAGAGCUGUUGCUUUGCCACCAAGCUAAAAAUAACAUCACUGUAUAUUUAGAAUUAUGAGCCUAGAUACAAUGACAAUAAGAGAAAUUGUCUCUCCCUUGAGCUUAUAUCCUGUGGGGUAAACAGCUGGGUGGAAGGUACUUGUGGUAAUCUAUUCCUUAUGAUCAAGGCCACUAAAUAAUUGAGGAAUCCUGGGUACUGCAUGAUGAUACCAAUCUCUUCAUCUUGCUGGAAGUGUCCCAUUCUACAAUGUUGUUUUCAAGGCAGGCUCCUCCAUAGGCCUUCCUGGUUUUCUUCAGGAAUUACAGGGAUCUCUUCCUGGUUCUCUUUAAGAGAGUCCAGUGCGCUGACUCAUACGUACUACAUGUGGUCAGCAAACUGGGCUCAGAGCCAUCGGAUCAGUCAGAAGGCCAGAGUUCAGGGAACUGAAGGCCCAGAGGACUGCCUGGAGGUUCGGAAAAGGGUUUAAGAGAGCUCCCAAAGUAGAGCACAGGUUACUUUCAGCACUGACCCAAAGAAGGUGAAAGAAUGCUCUCUUAGCUCCAUGCCUCUCCUCUUUUUUUGUUUAGGGGUAUUUAUAUCUCCACAGGUUGUCACCUUCUGCUUGAAGUGAUAGCUCUCUAUGCAAAUGUGUAGAGACAAAAAGUAUAUUUAGUAGUUCAAACUGAGUUAUGGGUUGAAGAAGUAGGGUUGCUGUGUAUGGUCAUGUGAGUUGUGCACUGUACAACUCAAAGGGAUCCCAUUUACUUUGGAGUCUCCAUGGACCAAGUUACUGCCUUGGAUAGUGAUAUGUUCUCAUAUCAUGGAGAGAUUUCAGAGACCCCUAUUAGACUGUCAUCCCCUCGACUAUCCUAGGGUGGUUAAUAAUGGUUCCCACAGGGUUUCCAAGCAGAAUUCCUAUAACAGUCCUUCUAAAUUCCUUUUCAGAAUUUCUAUAAUAUCCUAGUUGGAUCAAGAAAGAUGAAGAUAUGAAUGUUUUCAAAAGUCACUCUGGCUGCUCAGUGGAGAAUGAACUAAAGCACAGCCAGCAGCGAGAGCAGGCAGCCAUUCACCAGUCCAGGUUUUGGACCACAGAUGAACCUAGGGCAAUGGAAUGAAUGGUCGAACCACUGCUGAGUACAUUUUCAGCUUACAUGGAGAAGUUGUUGUGGAAGCCACCUAUACAUCCAUAUACAGAAUUUAUGGAGAAGCCUCCAGAUAAUGGAAGUCAUUCAGAAGAAUUCUUUUCCCAUCUUAAAUGUAGACUGGAGAAAAAAGAUUUACCAGCUUGUGCCAGUGAAAGUCGUCUCAUCUGCCUGAAGCAGGACAUUCUAAAUGAAAAGAAUGAAUUAGAAGCAACACUUAAGGAAGCUGAGUUGGCAACUCAUUCUGUAGGAUUACUUUUGCCAUUACUUAAGGAUACUAUUGAAGAGAUUAGUUUUGAAAAUGCUACUCUUUCUGCAUCCAAUUUGAAGAAGAUUUCUGAACAGAAGGAAGUAUUAACAAAAGAAUUAGACACUUUUAAACAUGUAAAAUUGGCUUUAGAACAUCUUCUUACAAAGACAGACUACAAACAAACAGGAGACAAUUUACCUAGCAUGUUGUUAAAGAAUUUAACUGAUGAUGAAAGUGAAAAUACUCUGAAGAAUCUUAAGAAGAAGGUACUUGAGAAGGAGACCUAUAUCCAAGAACUUUCUUGUUUGUUUCAGAAUGAAAAGGCAAAUGCUUUGAAAGCAAACCGUUUUUCUCAAUCAGUAAAAGUAGUACAUGAACGACUACAGCUCCAAAUUCAUAAAAAGGAAGCAGAGAAUGAUAAAUUAAAAGAAUACAUAAAGAGCUUAGAAUCCAAGAUAGCCAAAUGGAACUUGCAGUUGAGAAUGAAUAAGCAGGAGGCUGUGGCGAUGAAGGAAGCAAGUAGGCAAAAAGCUGUAGCUCUAAAAAAGGCAUCUAAAAUUUAUAAACAAAGGCUUGAACAUUUUACAGGAGAUAUUGAAAACUUUACUUCCCAAAUUAGAGAUCAGGAAGCCAAAUUGUCUGAAACAAUUUCAGCUUCCAAUGCCUGGAAAAGUCGUUAUGAGGAAAUUGUAAUAGAAAAAACUGAAUUGGAAGUUCAGAUCGAAACAAUGAAAAAGCAAAUCACUAAUCUUUUGGAAGAUCUGAAGAAAAUGGAAGACCUUGGAAAAAAUUCAUGUGAAGAAAUUUGUAGAAAACUUCACUCAAUUGAAUAUGAAAAUGAAAUUCUAAAUCUUGAGAAUACAAAAUUAAAGGCUACACUUGCUGCUUUGAAAGAUGAGGUGGUUUCUGUUGAAAAUGAACUCUUAGAAUUGCAAGAAGUAGAAAAACAACAGAAAACCCUCAUGGAAGUAUAUAAAACUCAGGUACAAAAGUUGCAAGAAGCAGCUGAAAUGGUGAAAAGCAGAUGUGAAAAUUUGCUACAUGAAAAUAACCUAAUAACAAAAAACAAAAAUAAAAAGUUAGGGAAGAUGAGAGACCAGAUGGAGUCUCAUCUGGAGAAGUUAAAGCAUGUCCGUGAUUCCUUGACGGCAGCUGAGCGGAGGCUUCACAAGUAUCAGGAGAAUUUGCAGCGCUGCAAGGGGAAGUGUGCAGACCAGGAACACACCAUUAGGGAGCUGCAGGGCCAGAUUGAUGGAAAUCAUAAUCUUUUGAUGAAGCUUUCUCUGGAAGAGGAAAAUUAUCUUAUUCAGUUGAAGUGUGAAAACCUUAAACAGAAAUUAGAACAGAUGGAUGCAGAAAAUAAAGAGCUUGAAAAGAAGCUGGCAAACCAAGAAGAAUGUCUUAAGCACAGCAAUCUUAAGUUUAAAGAGAAAUCUGCAGAAUAUAUAGCAUUGGCCAGGCAACUAGAAGCUGCUUUACAAGAAGGCAGACAAAAGGUUUCUGAAGAAAUAGAGAAAAUGUCAUCUAGAGAGAGGGCUUUACAAAUUAAAAUAUUAGAUCUGGAAACUGAGCUUAGAAAGAAAAAUGAAGAGCAAAAUCAACUUGUUUGCAAAAUGAACAGUAAAGCACAGCAUCAGGAAGUGUGUUUGAAAGAAAUACAACAUAGUCUUGAGAAGUCGGAAAAUCAAAAUGAGAGUAUUAAGAAUUAUUUACAGUUUCUUAAAACUUCUUAUGUAACAAUGUUUGGAUAAAUUGUCAAAUUUAUUUUCUAUAAGCAGUAGAUUUUAUUAUGAGUCUAAAAUGUGAUUAGGUAAAGAAUAAAUAAAUAUACUACCAGUUGCUAUAUUUUAUGAUUUAUGGGUGGUAACAUUAGAGUUUUUAUAUAAAGAUUUUUGAAACAUAAUUUAUUAUCUUAUUGAAACUUUAAAACAAGAUAGCUGUUAUCCUUUUUGCUGGAUAAUUCUCAUUUAGCUCUGGUUUAAUUCCUUUUUAAAUUAUAUUGAUUUUUAGAACAUUUCUCUCUCUCUCUCUCUGUCUCUCGCUCGCUGUCUCACACACACACACAAGUCAGAUUCAUUCUUUGUGAUGUCUGUAGCCAUGAUUCAAGUGAAUUUGUAAUGAAUCUAGGUCAAUUGUGAGCCAAAUACAUGAUUUUAAAUAAUGUAUAUAAUUGUUUUAUAUUGUGGUGCUAUAUAAAUAUAAUAAAGGAAAAUAUUCUGAAUUUUACUUUUUAAUAAUGGUAUAAUUACAUACUUUCUAAAGAUACCAAAGGUCUUAAUAUAUUUAAUAUUGCUUCAAGUAUAUGCAGAGUUGCCAUUAUAAUUUCUGUUAGGUUUUAAAUAUAAAAUUUUGAGUCAUAGCUAUUAAAUGCCAACUGACAGUAACAGAUGAAAUCAUGUUGUCAGGCAUUGUUUCUUUAUAAAGAAUAGCCUUUCAGGCUGUC
Microcebus murinus (gray mouse lemur) is the source of this 4260-nucleotide messenger RNA. NCBI's taxonomy places the organism in Eukaryota, Metazoa, Chordata, Mammalia, Primates, Cheirogaleidae. The record is from RefSeq and is a predicted model, not a curated record.